AAACAAGAACGCGAACAAUGAGCGAGUCUGUGGUACUGCCCCCUACGCCAAACGAUCCGUCGCCACUAAACGACGAGGCAGCGGACGACGUCGCGCCGACGUCGCUUCUCCGACGUCUUCGAAAGAAAGGCUACAAGUUUUCUUCCUUCGCUCGAGAAGAUCACGGGAAUGCCCUCUACUGCGUCACGUUUUGCGAUGUCUUGCCUAUCUACGAACGCAUGUUUGCUGUGGCUGGUGGCAAUCGCCUGACAAUGUACGAGUGUCUGGAGAAUGGCGGACUAGAUGUGAUUCAGGUGUAUUGCGACGGCGACCAGGAGGAGCAGUACUUCACGGCAGCAUGGACUGUCGACGUGCUCACAGGCUCGCCACUGCUGGCGGCUGCAGGAUUCCGUGGCCACAUUAAGUUGAUCAACUGCAUCACUCAGUCGGUGGUGAUUGUGCUAUCUGGGCACGGCAACUCGGUGAACGAACUUAAAUUUCACCCGGUCGAUCCGAGCCUACUGCUCUCGGCUGGCAAAGACGAGUCUAUUCGUUUAUGGAACUCGCUCACGGGCGUAUGUGUUGCAAUUUUCGCCGGUCACGUUGGUCACCGUGACGAUGUGCUAAGCCUGGACAUCCACUUAAAGGGCUCGUGCUUUGUAUCGUCCGGUAUGGACAACACGGUCAAGAUUUGGGACUUGGAGGACGAAGUCGUCCAGACGGCCAUCAAGAAAUCAUACACCGAGCCCCGCCCGAAAGACCGGCCUUUCGACACCAAGUUCAUUCAGUUUCCAGCUUUCUGUACCAGUAAAGUGCAUGCGGACUACGUGGACUGCGUGCGCAUGGUGGGCGACUUGAUUUUGUCCAAGUCGACUGGCAACAAGGUGAUCUUCUGGAAACCGAACCCGUCGCGAGGCAAGGACGCCGUGACGGUGCUGCGUGAGUAUCACUACAAGGACGCGGAUCUUUGGUUCAUGAAAUUCGGACUCGAUUCGCAGCUGGAGGUCAUGGCUGUGGGCAACAAGAAGGGUGUUGUGAGCGUCUUUGAUUUGGACGCUGAGCAAGAGCGUUCGAUCUGCAAGCUGACGCACAACAGCUGCAAGAGCACGGUGCGCCAAGUGUGUUUCAGCAAGAGUGGCCGCACUAUCAUCACUUGCUCAGACGACGCGACGGUCUGGCGCUGGGAUCUGCACUAAGAAGUACUGAAGCUUCUGGAAGAUGUAGGAACAUGUAACCCGUAAACAAGUACCGGUAACGUUGCCAGUGGU
This is a messenger RNA of Phytophthora infestans T30-4, 1247 nucleotides long. RefSeq names its product polycomb protein, putative. Gene Ontology annotation, biological process: negative regulation of transcription by RNA polymerase II. Gene Ontology annotation, molecular function: nucleosome binding; protein binding. Bases 18 to 1175 code for a protein of 385 amino acids. The transcript has 3 exons. The record is from RefSeq and is a predicted model, not a curated record. Gene Ontology annotation, cellular component: ESC/E(Z) complex. NCBI's taxonomy places the organism in Eukaryota, Oomycota, Peronosporomycetes, Peronosporales, Peronosporaceae.